Molecule: messenger RNA, 1812 nt
Organism: Podospora pseudocomata
Lineage: Eukaryota; Fungi; Ascomycota; Sordariomycetes; Sordariales; Podosporaceae
Exons: 1
Coding region: 1-1812 (603 amino acids)
Biological process (GO): extracellular matrix assembly; hyaluronan biosynthetic process
Cellular component (GO): plasma membrane
Molecular function (GO): hyaluronan synthase activity
Source: RefSeq, a predicted model, not a curated record
AUGAUGUCACCAAAGGAGAAGAACGACGACUUCCGGGAGCCAGUGGUGCAAGGCCAUCCCCCUUCAGCCUCUCGUUUACUUCUGAAUAUUUUGGGUUGCCUAUUAUCCCUACCCAUCUACUACUUCUCAACAGUCCACAGUCGCUACCCCGUAACGCUAGACAUCGUCAUCACUAUCGCUCUCACAGAACUCAACCGUUAUAUCGUCGAAGGACGUCGACAACACUUUGCUCGUUCCCUACAUACACCGAGCUUCGACCAACACUUGGACGAAAAGAAAGAAUGGAGCGGUCUUCACUUGGAAGCUCAACCAUGCAUCCCCAACGCGGACUGUAUGGCGGCAGUUGUUGGCUGGCGUGAGGAUCCAUCGCUCUAUGCCCGGGCACUGCAAAGCUACAAGUCAGCCAAGACAUGUACCUUCUUCCUUGCAGGCAUCGACGGUGACGAGGCAGAAGACCAAGACAUGGUAAACGUCUUCUGCCAAGUCUUUCCCGAGAACUCCACCGUCAUCCAGAUCCCAGAGCCCUUGGGUGAGGUUGCUGAACGCAUCCGCGCCAAAACCAUGGCUCUCCAGCGUCAAAACGGAAUUCCUGUCAACGAAGACGAAGCAAAUGCCAUUUCCAUGCAAGCUUGUCUCGACCUAGCCCGAUCGAUCCUUCGACAACAUGACCUGACCAUUGGCGGUCCCAAGGGUAUCAAACAUCUCUGUCUGAAGCAACGCCAUAUGCACAAAAAGGGAAUAAUGUUCACAGCCUACGUCUUUGCCCUUGUCAUCUCAGACAUCCUCGGCAUCGAGUACCUCUGGUCCUCCGACUCAGACACCAUCGUCUUUCCAGAUUCCUUGGAGAAAACAAUCAACACCAUCGCUUCUGACCUCAAAGCAGGCGGUGCCUCCUCCGGGCUUGUCGUCCACAACAACAGAGAAACCGCCGUCACAAACCUCGCCUCAGCAGUCUACUGGGGCGAGCUCUAUCUCACCCGCUCAACACCAGCUUGCACCGGCACAAGUGACUGCCAGUCUGGUCCCAGCACCGCAUUUCGUCUGUCUGCCCUUCCGGCGAUCCUGGUGCCGUGGUAUACGCAAAUCGCCUUUGGCAAGCGGAUGAUUGUCAACGAAGACAGGCAUCUCACCACUAAUUUACUACUCAGAGGAUGGAACGUAAUCUUUGCCUCCGAUGUCCUGGCUGCAACAGACACCCCUACCACAAUGUCUCGAUGGUUGAGACAACAAGUCCGCUGGGCGAGGGCAACGCAUAUCGAGUCGCUUCUCAGGCCAAAGGUCUAUCUCGUCAGUCAUCCGCUUUUGUUCUACGGGAUGGUGAAGCGGGAGUUUGGACCGGCGAUCGGAGCGUUGGCGGUGAUGUGGUUCUUUUUUACUGGGCACCAGUUGAUUGAGAUAUCGGUUAUGGACUUUGUUUUUCGGAUCUUGAUUAGCACCAUGUAUAAUUUUGUGAGGAACACACACAGGUUGAGGCUCGGAGAUGUGAGGUGGAUCGUGCCGGGUGUGUUCUUUUACUACAUCCCGUUGCCCGCGGUGCAGAUUUACAGCAUGCUGACCAUGGCAGCUGAUGGCUGGGGGACGUCGAUGAGGGCGAGUGGGGAUAUGGAACGGGCAAAGAGGGAGGGCAUGAGGAAGGCGUGGUUUGAUCUUGGGUUCUUUGUUGUUUGGAUGGGGAUUGUGGCUGGGGUUGUGGCGAAGGUGUUGGCUAUCCACUGGGGAUUGGUGUGGUAUGAGAAGAUGGUGUGUAUAAUGAUGAGCAUGGGGGUGGCGAUGUGGGGUGGUUGGAGGGUGACGAUUGGUGCUUCUGGAUGA